UAUUGUUUCCAGUAGAGAGAAGGUUCAUUUUCUCUUUUAUCGGAAAUGUUGGAUGUUAGUGCUCAGAAUUAUAUGUUGGUGCAACAGGCUUCAAUCUUUCUUUCUUGUUUUUUUCUCCCAUAUACGCAUGCCUUUUGGUGAUAUUAUACAAGGAUUAUAAGAGCUGUGAUAAUUUGUUCACCUGCUAAUACUAGGUAUGAGUCAGAUAUAAUGCGUUUCAUUUUAUUUUUGACCCAUUGAAGGCUAUUUAUCAACAUUGAUGCUAAAAGUUUUUCCUGACUUGGUUCAGAGAGGAAGAGGCACUGAAGCUGAAGCUGAAUUUGAGAAACUCUUAGGAGCAGCACAUGUUAAAUUUGCAAUAGCAGAAUUGUCAAAGUCUGACAGAGGGGAUGAACUUGAGGCAGUAAAGUUCUCACAGCUACUGUAUGGCCGACAUUUCAAAAUGGUUUUCAUUGGGUCUACCAUUUUUGCUUUACAACAGCUAUCAGGCAUAAAUGCUGUAUUCUAUUUUUCUUCGACUGUCUCUAAAAGCUUUGGGGCGCCUUCAGAUCUGGCAAACAUAUGUGUUGGGAUUGCGAAUCUAUCUGGGUCAUGUUGUUGCAAUGAUCUUGAAGGAUAUGCUUGGAAGAAAGGUGCUUCUUCUUGGAAGUUUUUCUGGCAUGGUUUGUCUUGAUGAUUUCUCUUGGAGCUGGUCCAGUGCCCAGUCUCCUCCUAUCAGAAAUUCUUCCUGGGCGUAUCAGGGCGAAGGCAAAGUCAGUUUUGCAUGGCUGUCCAUUGGGUGAUCAAUUUGUUUGUUGGUCUGUUGUUUUUAUCCUCGCUGUAGCAAAUUGGGCCAAUAGUUCUUUAUACAAUCUUUUGCUACGUUUUUGUUCAUUGGCCCAUUAACUAUAGAAAUUAUAAUGUGUUAAUUUUGGUCCGAACAAUUUUUAUUUGUGGUUAGGUUUCAAGAAAUUUCACGAGCUGUAAUUACAACCCAUUUAAUUUUGUUAUUAUUACAUUAAUUGGUUUUUACUGUAGCGUAGGACACUUUAUGUCCGAAGUGAUUUACUGAAGCUUUGGACACAAAUCUGUCCAAAGUGACGUACUGUAGCGUGGGGCACUGUAGCAUCGGACCCUUUUGUCCGAAGUGAUGGUUGACCAUGCGCUAGUCAAUGUUCGAGACUGGCUUCUGUCCCAAGGGCCUAGCCGCGGAAGCAUCAAUUGGUUCUUUUUAGACAUUGAAAUAGCUCUAGGGGUGGUUGGGUCUCAGUUAAUUAAGCAAAAAAUUGGCCCAUUAACUGUAGAAAUUAACCUAGUGUUAAUUUCGGUCAGAAGAAUUUUCAUUUGUGGUUAGGUUUCAAGAAAUUUCACAAUGUCGUUAUCAUUUCAUAUCUAGUCUUUGAGCCAAAGAAUUUGUGCAGCAGCAUUUCAGUUUUGGACUAUAAACAUUUGAUAACAAAGAGAAUCAUGUAAUAUGUAAGGAUUGGAGAUUCACCACAUAUCUAUCAAUCAAUCUUGGCAUAGAUACUGGACGCAUUUUCUCACAUUGCUCAAAUAAAAGACCACAAGCUAUGAGAAUG
Prunus avium (sweet cherry) is the source of this 1559-nucleotide messenger RNA. The record is from RefSeq and is a predicted model, not a curated record. NCBI's taxonomy places the organism in Eukaryota, Viridiplantae, Streptophyta, Magnoliopsida, Rosales, Rosaceae.